AUGAACGCACCGCGUAGCCCCAAACUUGCCGGUGCACGCUACAACUCGACUCGGCCAACGAGACGCUCUUCCCAACUCUCUUUCGAAGUCGAUAGCGAUUCCCAUUACGACCUUGGGGCGACCGGCGAUUCUACGACAAGUCGACCGUCAAUUCACGCAGGGAAGAGCUCGGCUGAGACAUCGACGCCUGGACCUGACUUCGCAAGUUCUCGCGACGCAGUAUUGCAGCGCGCGAUAUCCUCCUCAUCGAGGCGGUCGCGUUUCUUGCACCCCCCAGCCUACGAUACGCAAGACGACGACGCACGAUUGCACUUGCCACCCUUGGAGCACGCACGACAAGCGAUAGGCACGAACAUAGAUCAUUCUACUCUCCAUCUCGAUCCGGCUAGAAGGCACUCCACCACCUCCACCCGCAUACGCCUACCCUUCGACUUCUGCUUCGUGUUCCCGCAAGAGACGACCUUCUACGGAUAUCCCGUUCGUAUCUUCACAUCGAUUCUGCACUAUACGGUAUAUCUAAUUUUCCAAACGUGCAGAAGCCCCGAACUCGGGUCUGCGAUUAUUGAACCCUUAAGAAAAGUUCGUGUAUCGAGCGGGCGUUUAUCUGACCGGCAAAUCCCUGAAGACAUUGCAAUGAACGCAAACGACGAGACUAAAGGAGCAACGAAAGGCGUCGUAUAUUCCCGUGGUCACAUCAACUACAUCUUGAACUCGACAGACGACACCGCUGGGCCUUCUAUAGGUCCCGGAUUAUCUCAGUCUGUGCCGUCUAGCGUUCCUUCCAAACCCCGGGCAUCGCCACCCGCCGCCGAGAACUGGGAGAUCUAUGCGAGGCAAGUCAAGCGAUCCGACGGCAGCCUCGCAUACCAGUGCCUGUGGACGACGAAGGAUAAUGACGCAUCCGUCCCUUGUCUGUAUACCUCCAAAAAGCAAUUGGUCAAACGGCACGUUGAGACGACCCAUUUGAAGGUCAAGCGCUUCAUUUGCGAGAUAUGCAACAAGGCGUUCCCCCAGAAGACAUCCCUUGAUAUACACAAGCAUGGACACACUGGUGACACACCUCAUGCGUGUAUAUACAACUGCGGAAAGGCGUUCAAAGACCCGGCGAGAAGGCAUCGGCACCAUAUUGAAGCACAUGGAUACGUACCGAAGCAGUUCAAGCGGAAGUAUAAAGCAAGCGUCCCUAAUCAAGAGCAAUCAGAAUACGAGUCGCUGGAACCAUGGCGCCCAUUGGAUUCGUGA
Pleurotus ostreatus (oyster mushroom) is the source of this 1242-nucleotide messenger RNA. RefSeq lists its product as uncharacterized. The coding region runs from base 1 to 1242 and encodes 413 amino acids. The record is from RefSeq and is a predicted model, not a curated record. The transcript is spliced from 8 exons. Lineage: Eukaryota; Fungi; Basidiomycota; Agaricomycetes; Agaricales; Pleurotaceae.